AUGGUGGGUGGGGAUGUGGGUGAACAAAUUAGCAGGGUGUGGCCCACAGAAGCUGAGGAAAUCUACAUGCAACAGAAGUUCAAGAUGCAGGCAGCUGCCUUCAAGGACAAGAAACAGGGGGACCAGCCAAUCAUGAAGAAUAUCACCUUGACCUGCAGAAACCAGAACCAGCCAAAAGGUGACUACACACAGUUCCAUAGACAAGCCCAGCCCAGGUCACCCUUGGACCCUGCCGGGGUCCCCCGCUGGUUGUACAGAGCUAACAUGAGCCUGUAUGUCCUCCUCUCCAUGGCCUUCCUGUUCUGCAUCAUUCUCUCCGCCUUUGUCCUGAUGAAGAAUUGUGAGAUGUCUGAGGAGUUGUUGGGCUUGAAAGGGGAACUUUGGAAUGUGUCAAGCUUCAUGAAAGAGUGUGAGGAGAAGCAGGAGAGCUGGCGCUCUGUCCAGCAGAGCAUCAUUGAGGUCAGGAAGAAAGUACAGAAGCUGGAGAUGCAGCCAGCAGAAAUGAACAAAAUCAACAGAAACAUAGAAAAAAUCUUACAAGAGCUAGAGAAGAAGCCAGCUGCAUGCCCAUGA
This is a messenger RNA of Otolemur garnettii (small-eared galago), 573 nucleotides long. RefSeq names its product mast cell expressed membrane protein 1 (gene MCEMP1). NCBI's taxonomy places the organism in Eukaryota, Metazoa, Chordata, Mammalia, Primates, Galagidae. The record is from RefSeq and is a predicted model, not a curated record.